CGCCCCGUAUUACGCAUGCGCACCUUCAGUCCGGGGAAGAGGGGAGGAAUCGUGAAGAGGGAAGGUCCGGGUGCCACGCAUGCGCACCUCCUUAGCCCGGCAACUAUUCCGAAGUUACGCAUGCGCGCCACGCGGGCUCCCGUCCGGAGUGACGCACGCGCACCCCCUGGCCAACCGCGUGACUCCAACGGAAGAAAGGGCAGACUGAAGCGCGGAGAGGGGCUGACUUGUUGCUUCUCAAAAGUGAAGAGAGCUGGUCGUGCGCGUGCGAUUACAAAGAUGGAUUUGUUGGAAGUGUCUGGAUACGAUGAGUUUAUGAAGGCGGUAGACGCCAACAAGGAAAAGACAAUCUUCGCGUAUUUCACCGGGUCGAAGAAUGCGCAGGGUGUGAGCUGGUGCCCGGACUGUGUGACGGCUGAACCAAUAGUCCGUGGAGAGCUGACUAAAUUGCCUGAAGGAUCUAUCUUCAUCUACUGUCAAAUCGGUGACCGGCCAUAUUGGAAGGACCUUGAAAAUAAAUUUCGAACAGUUCUGAAAGUGAAUGCUGUACCAACUCUCAUGAAAUAUGGCACAUCUCAAAAGCUGGUAGAAUCGGAGCUGUUCAAGCCAAAUCUUGUGCAAAUGCUGUUCUCGGAGGAUUGAAAAUUUCCUACUGUAACAGUUAAUCAUCAAUGUGAAUGAUGUGAGACAUCUUGAUUUCCAUCAAAAGUUAUACAAAGUCAAACUGAACCAUGUUUCUAAUUUGACAGUCUUCAAGCUUCAAGUGUAAAUGUCAUUGGCAGCCCUUCGUUAGGUUUCAUUAUUUGCAGACAAUUAGGGUAUGCUGUUGUGCUAAAUUGUUCUUGAAACCCUUUGAAAUGUUUAAGGAUAAUGCAUGAAACGUAAUGUGCCAUCUUAAUGAAUUGAGUACUUAGAUUUUGCUGAUAAUGUACAAGAUUGUAGAAUGUAUUAAGGCAUGAAGGUUAAUGAUAUUUUGAUAACCAUUGUCUUUGAAUUCUGAAUUUAAAAUGAAAUUGUUCAACUCGA
Molecule: messenger RNA, 1026 nt
Organism: Rhincodon typus (whale shark)
Lineage: Eukaryota; Metazoa; Chordata; Chondrichthyes; Orectolobiformes; Rhincodontidae
Gene: txndc17
Product: thioredoxin domain containing 17
Exons: 4
Coding region: 16-642 (208 amino acids)
Cellular component (GO): cytosol
Molecular function (GO): protein-disulfide reductase [NAD(P)H] activity
Source: RefSeq, a predicted model, not a curated record